AAGACGAUUCCGUGGUUUUUGACCGAAGCCGCCAGGGGUUCACAUGUCCUCAUGAAGUUCAGAGCUAGUGCCUGACCGUGGACAGCUGGAUCAUGGGGUUUCAGCUGCGCUGUGAGCAUUGAAAACCCUUUGCGCUCGUGAGGAGCUGGGAUAGUUGUUGCAAUUGGAGAGGUCACCGGGACUCACUCCCACUGCACAUGCGGUUGCUAGGUUUUUGCACUUGACACGUGUGUCAGGAGACAGGAUUCACCUGGCUGCCGCAGGUUUGCCGUUGCUGAGCGAUUUCCGCCAAGUUGCUCCCCAGAUUUCCCGUAAAGCGGUUGUCAUGGCAGUGAAUUCGGGGUGGACUGCAGGUUGGGAGCCGGAGCUCCAUGUUAAGGCUUGCCCCAAGCCUUAGCGGAGGCCGAAGUGCUCCUUGCGCGGCUUCUUUUGGUUGAAACGGGGCCAUGCUGUUUGUUCCCCUCAGGCUUUCCGCGGGGUGUUUGAGCGACUGAGAUGCGCACCUAGGUCGCUACAUGUUUGAGGUUCGGGUGUGCGAGUGCCCCAGACAAGAAGAUUCUGUUCAACCGCAGGUGAAGCCUCCGAUGCCUCGGAAUCUGCUUCGCAUCGGUUUCGGCACCUCCAAUGCCGUCCCGGCCUUUGAUCAGAAUCAGCUGGGUUCGCGGGUUAAGGGGCGGGUCAUGGAAGUGGCAGGCACAUUGCCACUUGGUUCGUCGUGACUGGACGGAGCCGGCCGGAGCGGGAGUCCUGUAGGAAAUGGAAUUCGAAAUUGGUUGGAGGCGGGCGCUUGAAGGCUUCUGAUCCCUGCGAACGCUUGGAGGCACCCAUGGUGGACGCGACCAGAGAAAGUUCAACGGCCGAGGAUGGCAUGAGCCAACAUCAAUUCAACGGCAAGCGGCAGUUGGAGGUUCAAGAGCACGCCUUGACUAAGGAUGAGCGGCCGGCCGGCGACAUGCCAAGGGAAACGGGGUCAAACGGGGCAACAGCAUGAGCUGGCAAGGUGCUGUGAAUCUGAAAAUGCAGAGUCAGCUAAGGCUUUGCUGUUAGGCGAUGCGGAGGACAGCAUCUCCUUCGACUCUGAGGGGAACUUCGUGUACAACCGAAGGCAUGUUUCACCCGUACGGGUCAGGCGGACGCAGUGCACGCAGCGCCUGGUCAGCGGCGUCGCCAUCGCUGUGCUGAUCAACUUGGCGGACGACGGUCCAGAUGCCAAGACCAUGUCCCUCUUUCGGGACGGCGAGAGGAUCUCCAGGCCGCAGCCGAUUCCUGAGACCCUCCACGGGAAGCCGCUCUUUCCGAUGAUUACCUUCAAGAAUCUGACUGUGCAAGUGAACUUUGGGCCUUUGCCUCUGGCGGAGCUGCCCUUCAAAUGCCGCACCAUCAACGAUGCGUCGGAAGCGGACGUGGUGAGGAUCAAAUACCCUGUCCCAGCCGAUGGGCGGCCAGAGGCGCUCUUUCCCGUCUUUUUGCCCGGUGAGGGGACCUUCCACUGGCUGGAUUGGUUCCUCACAGAGCACCCAGAGUUCACCGAGAUCAGCGACCGGAAAAUCGUGGAUUGGUGCAUGAAGAGCGGCAUCAAGCGUGCCUGGCGCGAUGCCACGAGGCACUCCAACGACAAGCCGGAGAUGAACUUCGGGAUCUACGCGCUGGAUGACGGCUCGGCAAAGCGGACACUUCUGGCCGCUGCCGGCAUCCAGAACCGCAACAUUGUGGUCAUGGAGGUGCAGGGCAACCUCUCCACGGCGGAGCGGAAGCAGGCGCUGCACGUGCUGGCCACCCCGAAGCUGAAGCGCACCGCUAAGGUGCUCGUGGGCGAACCGUCGUCAGACUACAGGCUGGUGAUGGAUGUGAUGCUCAAGGAGAAGCAGGUACGUCUGGAUAAGGCCUUCUACGGCAACCGCUAUGACCCGGCCUACGUGGCCCAGUGCCAAGCGGAGGCGAAGCGCCGAAAGAUCAUGAAGGACACGGAGGCCAAGGAGGCCAAGGCGCGCGCGGAGGCGGAGGCCAAAGACCGCGCGGCCGCGGAGGCCACGGAGGCGGCCAAGGCGGCCGCCGAGGCGGCCAAGGCGGCGGAGGAUGGGAGCAAGAUGGAUGUGGAUGGAAACCACACGGAGGCGCAGAAGACGGACGAGAAGACGGAGGCGACGAAAGACGAGAAGAAGGAUGAGCAGCCUGCACGGGUGCCAAACACCUUCACGGAGUUUGAUGAGUCCUCCAUGGGGGAUCCGCCCAUUGCCGAGCUCACGGAGCAAGAGCUAGGGAUCUGGUUUCGGAGGGACAGCGUCCCGGACGUCUCCCCCUUUGUGCUGGGCAACUGCUUGGCCAGCCUCACCACCCCCGAGAAAACCGAGGGCUUCGAGGAGGUGUCCUUCAGCUGGCGACCGGAGGAAGAAGCCAAAGACUACGUGAAGAAGUGGGUGAAGGAGAAGAAGAUCGACACUCGCCUCGAGGACUUAGAGCCUUCGAACUGGUUCCGGGAGAGGUGGCAAGUCUGGCAAACAGAGCUGCAGACAUGGCAGCGAAAACAGGUUGAGUACAGGGAGAAGCAGCAGAUGAUGGCCAUGCAGCAACAGCAGCAGCAGAUGGCGCAGCAGAAUCAGAUGGCCAACGGGAACGAGACGGCGAGCCAGACGAACCAGAACCAGAAGUCCAGUACCGCAGGCGAGAACGGCGCCGCGGAAAGCCAGGGUGCCGAGGACAAGCCGAAGGAGGGGUCCGAAGGAGAAGCCAAGACAGAGCCGAAUGAGGCGAAGGAGCCGAAUGAGGCGAAGGAGGCGAAGGAGGUGAAGGAGGUGAAGGAGGUGAAGGAGGUGAAGGAAGCAGAGCCGAAGGAGGAGAAGCCAAAGGAAAAGGAGGCACCAAAGGAAGAGGAGGAGGAUCCGGAGAUGAAGCAAGCCAUUGAAGACUGUGCCGACGUCUUACAGCAGCUCAGAGAAGAGAUCGAGCUGCAGGAUACCGACGUCUUUGCCGUCGAGGAUAUUUGCGACAUCGGCGAAGGCCAGCCACUCUUCGCGAACUUUGCCUAUGAGGACUGGGCCAUGCUGAGCCUGCGAGUGGAGAUGAACAUGCUUCUCCAUUCCUUCAAUCACGACUGCGGGGAUCCAGAUCGAAAUGGCAUCCACCCCGAGUUCAUCCCAUUCUACUUUGGCCGAUACUUCAGACGGAACUUCAGCCCAAAGUUCUACGGGGUCAACACCAUGGAAGAGCUCGUCUCUCUGAUUGACGACAGCCUGGUGAUUUCCUCGCGGGUCGUGUUGAGCCAGGUCUCCGAAGAGCUGGAGACCAACGAGGUCUUUGUGGCCUUGACGGAGGACGCCCGGCGCAUCAGGCAGCGCAAGCUGAACGCUGGGGACGUCUCGGCGAACCUGCAGAUCAACAUCCCGCAGGAUGGCCAGUAUGGCUGCCAGAUGCAGUACAACCAGGGUUACGGCCAGUGCGGCUACGGCAACAUGGGCGGCUGCUGCAACAUGGGCUGUGGCUGCGGAUACAACAACAUGGGCUGCUGUGGCGGCGGCUGCGGUUGCGGCUGCGAGGGCUGGGGCAACAACAUGUGUGGCAACUACGCGGCUGGCAGCAUGGGCGGCGGCGGCUGCAUGGGCGGCAUGUGUGGCUGCGAGAACAUGGGGUGCCAGGGCUGCCAGGGCUGCCAAGGCUGCGAUGGCAAGAUGGAUCAGUCGCAGCAGAACGCUCAGAUGAUGCAGCAGCAGCAGAUGAUGCAGCAACAGCAACAGCAGUAUACGCCGUACGAGCAGCAACAGAUGCAGCAACAGCAGUACCAGCAGCAACAAAUGCAGCAACAGCAGUACCAGCAGCAACAAAUGCAGCAGCAGCAGUACCAGCAGCAGCAGCUGCAACAACAGCAGCAGAUGCAGCAGCAACAGCAGUACCAGCAGCAGUUGCAACAACAACAGCAGUACCAGCAGCAGAUGCAGCAGCAGCAGCUGUACCAGCAACAGUUGCAGCAACAACAGUUGCAACAGCAACAGCUGCAACAGCAGCAGCUGUACCAGCAGCAACUGCAGCAGCAGCAGAUGCAGCAACAGCAGCAGAUGCAGUAUCAGCAACAGCUGCAGCAGCAGCAGAUGUAUCAACAGCAGAUGGCAGGCGGCGCUCAAGCGCAAGCCUACUGAGAGACUUCGCGGUGGUGGACGGCUCGUGUCGGCUGUGGG
Molecule: messenger RNA, 4169 nt
Organism: Effrenium voratum
Lineage: Eukaryota; Dinophyceae; Suessiales; Symbiodiniaceae
Source: the annotation of a GenBank genome assembly